Cricetulus griseus (Chinese hamster) is the source of this 1167-nucleotide messenger RNA. The record is from RefSeq and is a predicted model, not a curated record. NCBI's taxonomy places the organism in Eukaryota, Metazoa, Chordata, Mammalia, Rodentia, Cricetidae.
CACUCCUUUGAGCAGGGUGGACCCAGGAGACCGGAUCAGCAUUUGUCCCCAGCCCCCUGUGGGGCCUCGGGGCCCCCUGAAACCUUCAGGACGGAGUCAGACGGGGCAGGCACCAUGAACAAGUUACGGCAGAGUCUGCGACUGCUCAUUUCCCCCCCCACCCCACCCCAGUACCUGGGCCAUGUGGAGGUCGAGGAGUCCCGCGGGAUGCAUGUCUGUGAGGAUGCUGUGAAGAAGCUGAAGGCGAUGGGCCGCAAGUCCGUGAAGUCCGUCCUCUGGGUGUCAGCUGACGGGCUCCGAGUGGUGUAAGAUAAAACCAAGGACCUGCUAGUAGACCAGACCAUCGAGAAGGUCUCCUUCUGCGCUCCUGACCGAAACCUGGACAAGGCUUUCUCCUACAUAUGCCGUGAUGGCCCAGCACGCCGCUGGAUCUGCCACUGCUUUCUGGCACUGAAGGAUUCGGGAGAGAGGCUGAGCCACGCUGUGGGCUGCGCGUUUGCCGCCUGCCUGGAAAGGAAGCAGCGGCGGGAGAAGGAGGGUGGAGUCACAGCUGCCUCCGACCCCACCCGCACCAGCUUCGCCCGAGAGGGCUCCUUCCGCCUGUCGGGGGGUGGCCGGCCUGCAGAGCGUGAGACUGGGGACAAGAAGAAAGCAGAGGCAGCAGCUGCUCCCGCUGCGGCUCCUGGCCCUGCCCAGCCUGGGCAUGUGUCCCCGACACCAGCUACCACCUCCCCUGGCGAGAAGGGGGAGGCCGGCACCCCAGUGGCUGCAGGCACCACCGCUGCUGCCAUUCCCCGGCGUCAUGCACCUCUGGAGCAGCUGGUUCGCCAGGGCUCCUUCCGUGGGUUCCCAGCGCUCAGCCAGAAGAACUCACCUUUCAAACCUCAGCUGAGCCUGCGGCUGAAUGAGCUGCCUUCCACCCUUCAGCUCUGCACUGACUUCCAGGUGAAGGGCACAGUGCCUGAGAUGGAGCCUCCUGGGACCAGUGACAGUGAUGGCAUCAAUGCUCUGUGCACACAGAUCAGCUCAUCAUUUGCCAGUGCUGCAGUGCCAGCAUCGGGGCCACCAUUUGCCACAACAGGUAAGAGCAGCCCCCCACUGGCCAGCCACUCUCUAGUGGCCCUUUUGGGUUCCUUUGCCCAGGAAGGGCCAUCCUGGGAAUCCUAG